Molecule: messenger RNA, 3423 nt
Organism: Cryptotermes secundus
Lineage: Eukaryota; Metazoa; Arthropoda; Insecta; Blattodea; Kalotermitidae
Gene: ari-2
Product: potential E3 ubiquitin-protein ligase ariadne-2
Exons: 9
Coding region: 424-1890 (488 amino acids)
Biological process (GO): positive regulation of proteasomal ubiquitin-dependent protein catabolic process; protein polyubiquitination; ubiquitin-dependent protein catabolic process
Cellular component (GO): cytoplasm; ubiquitin ligase complex
Molecular function (GO): zinc ion binding; ubiquitin protein ligase activity; ubiquitin conjugating enzyme binding
Source: RefSeq, a predicted model, not a curated record
ACAGGGACAGCUCUACCUUACACAAUGUGUUGCGUUGUUCUUUUAAUGAUGUUUGGGGUAUAAAAUUUAUCACAUUAUGUUUACGUCAAGGCCAAUUCCAAAUCCUCUGGAUAUUGCGUUAUGGUUCCUAGAUCGUCCUAGAUGGAUAAGCAUAUGAUGUAACCAGUGUGCAGGGAUGUGUGUUCAGUGCAGUGGUUAAGCGUACGUUAGCGAAUUUGAUUUGGGAUUGAAGUUAGAUAUGCUCAGAGGAAUGUUAUUUGUGUACUAUAGAGUGCUAUAAAGCACAUACUAUAAGUAUCAUAUGAUAGUUGCGAGAAUAUUUAUUGAACUCGGGAACACUGAAGGGUGUUCGUGUGCUAAUUGGGAUGUUGACCUCUCUUUUGAGUGCUCCGAGGACAACUGCAUCAAGCUGAAUUACUAAGGAUGUCUGGAGAAGAGUUUGAGUCUGAUAUGGAGUAUUCAGACGAUGAUUGCUGUUAUGAAGAUUAUUACAACAUUGAAGAAGACUGUGAUGCAGAGCAAUUGGAUCCAAGCAAAACUGACCCUGAAUACUUCCUGUAUGAAUGCCUUACUGUUGAGGAAGUUGAAAGACUCCUAAAUGAAUCAGUUGAAAUAUUGAGCAAUACCCUACAGAUAACACCAUCAUUGGCAAAAGUCCUUCUGCAUGCUCAUGAAUGGGCAAUACAAGAUAUUAUUGUUAAAUACCGUGGAGAUUCAUGCAAACUUUUGGUGAUGUCAAAAAUAAAACCACCACAUCCUCCAGAAUCAGUUGCCUCAAGGCAUUUGCGGCAUCAGGUGUGCCCUGUGUGUGUGGCAUCACAGAGUAGUGACAUGUUCAGCAGUCUUGCUUGUGGUCACCUUUUCUGUAAAGAUUGCUGGACUAUGCAUUUUGAGGUUCAGAUAACUCAGGGAAUCUCUACAGGCAUUGGAUGUAUGGCUCAAGAAUGUGAAGUUCUGGCCCCAGAAGAUUUUGUGUUGACUUUGUUAAGUCGGCCAAGUACUCGCGACAAGUAUCAGCAGUUUGCAUUUCGGGAUUAUGUUAAGUCACACCCACAAUUACGAUUCUGUCCCGGACCCAACUGCCAAGUCGUUAUAAGAGCUAAGGAACCAUGGGCGAAACGAGCCAUCUGCAAUUUGUGUAGAACAGCAUUCUGUUUUCGGUGUGGGACAGAUUAUCAUGCUCCAACAGAUUGUGCAACUAUCAAAAAGUGGCUCACAAAAUGUGCUGAUGACAGUGAAACAGCAAAUUACAUCAGCGCUCAUACCAAAGAUGUAAGUCUUAGUGAUGUUAAUGAUUGUCCACGUUGUCACAUCUGUAUUGAGAAAAAUGGAGGAUGCAAUCAUAUGCAGUGUUACAACUGCAAACAUGAUUUCUGCUGGAUGUGUCUGGGAGACUGGAAAUCCCAUGGUUCAGAGUACUACGAGUGUUCCCGAUACAAAGAGAAUCCGAGCAUUGCUCAUGAGUCUGUCCAUGCUCAGGCACGUGAAGCUCUCAAGAAGUACCUCCACUAUUAUGAACGAUGGGAAAAUCAUUCCAAGAGCUUGAAGUUGGAGGAACAGACUUUGCAGAAGAUCAAGACUCGCAUAAAUAAGAAAGUUAUGAAUGCUUCUGGAACUUGGAUAGAUUGGCAGUAUCUACUUGAUGCCGCAUCCUUGCUUGCAAAGUGCCGCUACACUUUACAGUACACUUAUCCAUACGCUUAUUACAUGGAACCCGGUCCAAGAAAGGAGCUUUUUGAAUACCAGCAGGCUCAGUUAGAGAUUGAGAUAGAAAACCUUUCAUGGAAGAUUGAACGGGCAGAAACCACAGAUCGUGGUGAUUUACAGAACCAGAUGGACAUAGCAGAGAAGAGACGAGCAACCCUUUUAAAAGAUUUCCUUGAAGUAUGAUGUAAUUCAUACCAUGCUUCAGUUCACACCUCAUUCUUCAGCACCCCUAAGUCAGCUUAGAUUACCAAACUUUGGAAGUUUUUUACAUCAAUCCUCAAUGAGGAACAGAAUAUAAUUAAUUUUGCUGUAGUAGAAAAUAAUGGUUAUUUGAAUUCUGUUUUAUUUUUUACCAGUUUUAUUGUUUGCUUGCUUCUGAAAUGUUUUUGUUGACCAUACUUUUAUUAAUACCUUAUAUUGGUUAGGAGUAAACAUUCUGCUACAACAAAUGUUAAUUCCUAGGCUUGAAGUGUGUGUGCUGAAAAUAUUUACAGUGAAAAUAUUUAGCUGUACAACAGCAACUUUUAUUGUAUAACUGGCGUUUGCUCAAUCACAAGUAGCAUGUUAUUGUGCUUGUAGGUUGUGAUCACUUGGUCAUAAACAACUUCAGUAAUUCUUGUCUCACUUAGAGCUAAACAAGCAUGAACCCUUCUUACUUACUCACAAAACCGGAUUACUCCUUUUUACAGAUAUAUGUGCUUUGUGGUUAUGUUACCUAUGCCAACUGCAAAAUUUUUUAUAUGUUUUCUUUCUACUUAAUUGGAUGCUAUAUACACAUGGGGAAACCAAAAUUUUACUUGUGGGUCACCUGUGACCAGACUCAGUAUCCUGACUUUCCAUUUUUACCCACAGUCAGUCACACCAGUGCUUCUUCAUUUGAUGUUGAGCAGCAUUGGUGUGAUGAUUUAAUGAUGGACUCUGCAGUCUGCUCAUCCGUCUUACAUUGUGCACCAGGUUAAAAAAUAUGACUUUAAAUAAUUAAAACAAUAACUAGUAUUAAUUAAUUAAAUUGUGACAGAAGUACAGUUCUUAUUUAAUAAUGUGGUAUGUCCAUUGAAAGCCAGAAUAUUUUAAUGAGAAGAGAUGUCCACUACUAGGUUAUGGUGAAAUAAACAGCGAUGUAAAAAUGAAAUACAUCAUGCCACACAGUGUGACCAGUGGGAGUGCCACUGGAAGAAGUGUUUUCUAUUGGGUCCAUCUGGAGGCUGUCACAAGCACCAAUAGGACAAGCCACCCAGUCAUGUGCAAAUUGCAGAAGUAUAUCUGUCAUGCAGAACAACAACCGAGUUGAUGCUGACAUCUUUCUCUCCAAGUGUAUCUGGUAAUGUUGCUAAUUUUUUCUGCUCUUUCCUCUUUCACCUACACCAAUGGCUGACAGUCAUCUUGGUUGGAUACAUAUUAUCUCCACAUGCCGCCUUUUGGCUGUGUCCCAGUUUGGAAGCCAAUCAUCAAGCAGGAACAGAGGAAUCUGAGUACUCUUUCCACAACCAGUGUCACCACUGAUCACCACCACCUGAUGCUCUUUCACUGCCUCCAAGAUAACUUCCAUCUGGGCCCAGACUGGCAGCAUCUCUUGGUCCUUGACAGAAUAAUCAGUUCCUCAUCACUGAACCACCAAUUGACCACUGUCAACCCAAUACUGCUGGGUCAGGUUUUCUCUCUGGUGUGUGUAUCCAUAUUGACUUCAUUCUCAAAAGUCUUUGAAAAAGUUAUGUA